Messenger RNA from Lolium perenne, 1241 nucleotides. The record is from RefSeq and is a predicted model, not a curated record. NCBI's taxonomy places the organism in Eukaryota, Viridiplantae, Streptophyta, Magnoliopsida, Poales, Poaceae.
UUAUCCUCGACGAUCUACUCCUAUCUUCUAUCCCCCAUAAGAUCUGGAUCCCGCCGCGCGCCAUGGACGGGAGGCGGUGGUCGGACCUUCCAGCUGACGUGCUCCGCGAGAUCUCCAGCCACGUCUGCGCGGCGGCCGACUUCGUCUACUUCCACGCCGUGUGCAAGCCAUGGCGCUCCUCCCGCGACCCGCUGUCCAAGAGGACGAGCACGACCCAGUUCCUGCCAUGGCUCCUCGCGGCGGCCGACAAAGAAUCAACGAACCUCCGGUUCAGGUGCAUUUUCUCCGAGUCAAGCUACCACGGAAAGCCGCCGAUGCCGCCGGCAGCAGCGGCUCGGAACUGGGUGUCCAACGCCGACGGAACCCAAGUCCGUUAUCUGACCGUGGAAGACCUCCGCCCUACCCUCCACGACCCUUUCACCGGAGAAUUCUCCCACCUGCCUGACUUUCCGGAGGACGUCCGCCGGUGGGAGGAGGAGAAUCCCCGUGGUGGGAUUUACGGCGACAGGACCAUCUUCCUGUACAGCAUCCGGUGCCACAACGACGAUGACCACAGGGCCAGGUUCAGGGCGGCGCUCCUGCGACCAGGCAGUGGCAUGUGGACAGUCAUCGAGAGGACCCUUGAGGCACCCAGGUACGGCGAGUUCUGCGCUGCGUACCACAAGGGCAAGAUCAUGCUCACUGUGAAGGCCACCCUUUGGCACAUCAUCAGGUCCGAGGGUGGCCAUGAAGCCGGAGAAGACUUGCUGGUCAAGAUGCCGCCUUUGCCGUGGUGGAGUGAAUACUACUCACGCAAAUACAGCUACGUCCUCGAGUCUCGCGGUGAGUUGCUGUGGGCGUCCGUCAAAGUCAAUAUUUGCAGUUCUUGGCACGGAGUAGUAACACACAAGCUCUCGAUGACGGUGUAUGUACUGGAAGUGGAGGCGUCGGCACAGGAAAUGAAAACACGGUGGGUGGAGAAGGAUGUACGUAGCAUGGCUGACCGCCUGCUGUUCCUAGGAACACCCUGCAGUUUCGCCGUGGACGCCUCGAGGCUGGGUCGCCACGGUGGGUGUGCCUACUUCGUCUACUGCAGGAAGCCGUGUGAGAAGGUUGGUGUGUUCAGCUACAAUCUCCUCUCUAACAAAGCUACGUUCUUUGAACGGCUACCUCAAGGAUGGAACGACGAGAGGUACGUGCACGUGGCAUCACUACGGGGACGACCGGCUACACCGACGGCCCCGCACCUCUGCCGACGGUGA